CGUUUUACGUUUGUACAUAAAGUUAGCAUUAACUGCUACUAAGGUCAGUGGUUUUCAUUUGACGAACGUAGAAGUCGGUUUUAUGCAGAAAUGUUUUUUAAAUACGCAAUAUUUUUCUGUGUUCUUUUGUUUAUUGUUGAUACAAAUGCACGAGUCAAAAGAGAGGUCACUCCCCCGGUCACUACGAGUCCAGUAGCCAUUAACGUAGAAGCACUCAAGAAGAACAUGGAAGCGUUCAAGAAGUGCAUUGAUGAAAGCCUCGCGACUGCAGUUGGAGGCGUCAAUGAACAACAUUUGCAGCCUAUUUUCAAUGUUAUCGGGGAUAAUCUGAAUAGGUUCUCUAGAGCUUUUGAAGUGUUAACAGCACCGAAACCAAACGAUACCAACGUCUAAGCAGUGCAAACAGAGCUAUCAAGAGAUGAUUUACGGAUGAAACUCACGUUGAUUAAAUAGUUCUUAAAAUA
Messenger RNA from Helicoverpa zea (corn earworm), 464 nucleotides. RefSeq lists its product as uncharacterized. The transcript is spliced from 3 exons. The record is from RefSeq and is a predicted model, not a curated record. Lineage: Eukaryota; Metazoa; Arthropoda; Insecta; Lepidoptera; Noctuidae. The coding region runs from base 91 to 393 and encodes 100 amino acids.